CGGAAAUGGUCACAUAACAACUUGCCUAAGGUUAGUGAGAUUCCAACCAAGUUAUAUACACUUGUGUCUUGGUCUCUGUCUCUCCCCUCUCCACGCGGCCUUCUCCAAUGGCGAUUGUGCAAGUCCUCACCCGCUUCUCUUGCUGCUUUCCUUGUUCUUAUACACUCAACAAACAACCUCUGGCAUGAUAACCACCGGUUCAUCGCUUUCUCCGAGAACCGAACGCACUUCGUGGCUUUCGCCAUCGGGUCUUUUCGCCUUUGGGUUCUAUCCUCAAGGUGAUAAGUACGGCAUCGGAAUAUGGCUUGUCGAUAAGCCUAACAACACUGUCGUGUGGACUGCAAACCGGGAUGACCCAUUGGUCUCCUCAGACGCGACAAUUAAUUUCACUAAGGACGGUAAACUCGUCGUCCGAACCGGUCUGGGAGAUCAGGAGGCAUCCCUUGUCGGCUCUGAAUUGUGGGAGCCCGCUACCUCGGCUUCCAUGCUUGAUUCCGGUAAUUUUGUGCUCUACGGCGACAAUUCUCGUGUGAUCAUCUGGGAGAGCUUCGAUUUUCCAACCAACACCAUACUGAGCGGUCAGAACCUCUCCGUGGGAAAGGAACUGAUCUCGAGCAAAUCAUCGCUUGACCUCUCAAGCUGUCAGUUUAGAAUGUCCAUGCAAAGUGAUGGGAAUCUUGUCGCUUAUUCUGUCAACUGCUCGAAUAGUGCCCCGGACGCAUACUGGUCGAGUGGUACUCUCAGGCAAUCCAUUCUGCGGCUACAUCUCGAUUCUCAAGGAACUCUUGCUUUGUGGACCUUUAGUGGCAUUAACGAGAAAAUUCUCGCCAAUCAUAGCUCGUUUUCUAGCAAAGAAGGCAGUACCGUUCAUCGCGCAACACUUGAUGACGAUGGGACAUUCAGGCUUUAUUUACACCGGUUCUUAAAAGGCGACUUCUCAAGCUCAGAAGUGUCCAUUCCGUGGUCCGCACCAGAGCACCAAUGUGAUGUUAAAGGCCUCUGUGGAUAUAACAGUUACUGCAGAGUCAGCAGCGAUGGGGCAUGGUGUGAUUGCUUUCCUGGUUUUGCUUUCAUCAAUGAAAGCAAGAGAUUUUUGGGUUGCCGGAGGAACUCCAGCUACGAACAGCACUGUGGUGUGGAAGACGCUAACAUUACUUCGAGUAUCACCCCAUUGCCGAGGGUAGAAUUGGGGGCUCAUCCUUAUUUGAUACUACCACUUCCCAUUCGCAAGUGCAAGAGCUCGUGCCUGGAAGACUGCAAUUGUGAUGUCGCUGUGCAUCGAGACGGAUUGUGCAGCAAGAUGAAGCUACCUAUUGUCUACGGGAAAGCAACUGGGAACGUUUCCUCCACGGUGUUAGUGAAGAUACUCUUGCCUGUCCCCAUUGCUUCUCGAACGCCACUGGUCCCAACAAAGCCAAAAAUUGUGACAGAGAAGAAUACAAUUGUUUUGAUUGUCGGGGUCAGCUUGGGUCCUAUUGCAAUUUUAUGCUCCUUGAUAGCUGCGUUUAGUUUCUUUUUGUAUCGAUACCGAGUUCAUAAGUACAAGAGGCUGUCAACAGAUUCUACUUUGGGUCCAGCACGAGAGUUCACGCUGCAAUCUUUCUCAUAUAAGGAGCUUGAAGAAGCAACAGGUGGGUUCACGGAAGAGAUCUGUAAAGGCUCUCUUGGGGCGGUGUACAAAGGGACAAUGUCCGAUGGCAGCAAGCGUGUAGCGGUAAAGAGAUUAGAGAGAGCCACCGAACGAGGAGAGGAAGAGUUCCAGGCUGAAAUGGCUGCAAUCGGUCAUACUCACCACAAAAAUAUAGUCCAAUUGCUCGGCUUUUGCAUGGAGAGCUCGAAGAAGCUUCUUGUAUUCGAAUAUAUGGAGAACGGAUCACUCUCAGAUCUCCUGUUUGAUGUUGAAAAGCGGCCUCCUUGGAGUGAAAGAGUGAGAAUUGCAUUGGAAGUAGCAAGAGGAAUCCUAUAUUUGCACGAAGAGUGUGAGCUCCAAAUAAUUCACUGCGACAUCACGACGCAAAAUAUCCUCAUGGAUGAAUCUCGGACCGCAAAAAUCUCGGAUUUUGGCCUAGCAAAGCUCUUAAUGCCAAAUCAAACUGGUACCAAAACUGAAGUCAGAGGUACGAGAGGCUAUGUGGCCCCGGAACUGCAGAGGAGCGCCAUGGUAUCCACAAAGGCCGAUAUUUACAGCUAUGGAGUUGUGUUGCUGGAAAUAGUGUGCUGCAGGAGCAACAUGGUGGUCGACGUCUCAUCAGCAGACGAGGUGCUGCUUUGCUCAUGGGUCUACAACUGCUACAUUGCUGGAGAGCUUGCCAAGCUCGUAAAAGAUGAACAAGUAGACAUGAAAAGCGUUGAAAGAAUGGUGCAAAUUGGGCUCCUUUGCAUGCAAGAUGAUUCGGAGAUUCGCCCUUCAAUCAAGGAUGUGAUAUUGAUGCUGGAAGGUAUUAUGGAUGUGCCACGCCCGCCAUGCCCAACCCCAUCGUCCUGUUCAUCUUAACUUGCAUGACUCAUCAUAUGACAACGUCAUUGCACCUCACUCAAAGGACGAUUUUCGACUUUGUUUGGUGCUUCUCAGUAACUUGUUGAGCAUCCACAAAUAUUCACUGUGACAGGUCACAUUCAUGAGACUUAGUAAACCACCUCCAGCUAUGUACUCCUUGCAUCUGUUCUGCUGUCAAGAAUAAACAGGUCAUAUGUCCGCAGCUACAUCUUGUAAAUGUAACUUAGUAGGCAUCGUUGUAGCCGAAGCCUCCAUACCUCUCAUUAGGUAUGAGAGUUUCGUUUCCCUUUUUCAUGAGAAUACUGUUG
Molecule: messenger RNA, 2805 nt
Organism: Eucalyptus grandis
Lineage: Eukaryota; Viridiplantae; Streptophyta; Magnoliopsida; Myrtales; Myrtaceae
Product: G-type lectin S-receptor-like serine/threonine-protein kinase LECRK1
Exons: 1
Coding region: 185-2494 (769 amino acids)
Biological process (GO): recognition of pollen; protein phosphorylation
Molecular function (GO): protein serine/threonine kinase activity; ATP binding
Source: RefSeq, a predicted model, not a curated record